AGCGGGUUGUGGGGCUAUGGCUGCCCUCCUCCGAGCUGUGCCCCGGUGGCGGGGGCCGGCUGCCUGGGGGAGGCCGCGCCAUGGGCUGUGGUGCUGCAGUGAGCAGGAUCCCAGCAGGUGGGUGGCAAGCAGGCCACCCACCAUGAAGGAGACGCCAUCAGGCACAGAGACAGAGAAAUUCCAGAUGGUCUACCGGUUUGACGCCAUCAGAGCCUUUGGGUUCCUGUCUCGGCUGAAGGUGGCGCAGACGGCCCUGACAGUGGUGGCCCUGCCGCCAGGCUUCUACUGGUACUCCCAGGGCCUCAUGACUCUCAACUCCCUGUGCCUCAUGGGCGGGGUAGCUGGCUUCGCCUUUGCCAUGCUGUGCUGGAUGAGCCAUUUCUUCCGGAGGCUGGUGGGCAUCCUGUACGUUAAUGAGUUGGGCACCAUGCUGCAGGUGGCCCACCUGACCUUCUGGGGCUGGCGACAGGACACCUACUGCCCCGUGGCUGAUGUGAUCCCUCUCACGGAAACCAGGGACCGGCCCCAGGAGGUGUUCAUCCGUAUCCAGCAGUACAGUGGGAAGCAGACUUUCUACCUUACUCUGCGCUAUGGACGCAUUCUGGACAGAGAACGAUUCACCCGGGUGUUUGGGAUGCUGGACGUGCCCAAGUAAACUACUAGGAGCUGGGUUUCCAGGUAGCCCUGGGCUGCCUGGAUCUCUUAACAGGAAGGCUGAGGGUCAGGCGAGGCUGAAGAAGAGGAGUAGGCAGCUGGAGACUUUGCCAGGGCUCCUAGGAACAUUAUGGCGACCCCAUGUGUGCAGAAUAGAACUGUGCUCCAUAGGGUGUUCAAGGCUGUGACCUUUCAGAAGCAGAUCACCGGCCUUAGAGUUGCCAUGACUCGAAAUCGACUCGAUGGGACAUAAUAACAGCAACGCAGGAACUUGUGUUAUGGGAUGAAGAAAUUCAUGAGGCAAAAGCUAGUAACCAGGUUUAGUAAAAAGGCCCUGUGUGCAAAUUCUCACUGCACUUGUGUAUGACAUUCAGUCGGAUAAUGGCCAGAAGCUUCUGGUAAGAGCUGGUUCUUGGAGGAAGCUGUUUCACGUUCCCCCAAGCAGUGCACUGCUGUGGAAUCAGAAGGCAGAACGGUGUGGCCAGGGAGCAAGGAUUUGGAAUCAAAGACUUGGGUCCUCUGAACCUUGGUUUUCACAUCUGUAAAAUGAGGAGUCCUGCCUGUCUCGUGAGCUGGGCGGGAGAAUAAACAGUGUCAAAGUGCUUUGUAGACUCAACAGCCCUGAGCAAACGUUGAGCAUUACAUGAGAGGUUAGGGCCCUGUGAAAGGCCGCCGGGUGAUCGGGGGAUUUCCCAAGCCCCGUGCUCUUCCCCCUCGUGUGCCCAGCGUUCCCAGCAGCAGAAGGAACUGGUAGGAAGCCUAGGAUGGGCCACAUCUUCCCGGCAGGCUGGUAACUGCACACUGACUGGCAGGGGUGACAUCCAAGCAAGCACAGCAGCCCCGUGGGAUUUUGUUCACCACCCAGAGGUCUGAGGCUCCCACAUUCCGAAGGUUUUGCCGUGUAAUAA
Trichechus manatus latirostris (Florida manatee) is the source of this 1562-nucleotide messenger RNA. It is a transcript of the gene TMEM186, whose product is annotated as transmembrane protein 186. NCBI's taxonomy places the organism in Eukaryota, Metazoa, Chordata, Mammalia, Sirenia, Trichechidae. The coding region runs from base 17 to 655 and encodes 212 amino acids. The record is from RefSeq and is a predicted model, not a curated record. The transcript has 2 exons. Gene Ontology annotation, cellular component: mitochondrion.